UCCAGCAAGGGUAGUUAUAGUACACACGAAAGAGAUGCGCCAGACGCAUCAUAUCUCCACCAACAAAGGACAAUUGAAAAACAGUCCUGUUUCGUUCAAGAAAUGGACCCUGUACUAUAGAUUCUAGAAUAUUAUAAAUUCGUCGGAUAAUUCCAAAUCGUAUCGAAUAUUGUAUUUUCAGGAGAUAAUGAUUUCUAUUUGUCUUCCUAGUGUCGAGUUAUUUAACGUUCUGACUGCACUCUUCUGUCACCGUCUCCUUGCGCCUCACAUGAGCAAUGAAUCAGCGAUUUACUGGACCGCCGAUUUUCAACACAAUUUCAAAUUUUUAGCAACAGCAGCAAAUGAUGCUUUUGAGACAGGAUACCAACUUGUGCCCGAUAUUGACAAUGCAACAAACAUGCAGAUGGUGUGUUCCGGUUUGACAAGAGACGAUUGUCAGAGAUGGCUGGCUUGUUCUCGUGCAGGCAGCGAUUGCUGUAAAAGACAUUUAGCACGAAACAUGACGACCAGGGUAUCAGCAGCGCACUGCAAAGCGAUAUGGGAUGGAAUAUCAUGUUUUGACUCGACUCCUAAUGGAACUGCAGUAGAUCUAGAAUGUCCUUCAUACUACAUUCCCACGGAAGGAUCAGUCAAAACUACAAAAACAUGCCUACCCAGCGGAAACUGGCAUGUACCUAACGGCCGUAUCAUGGUCAACGACACUCUACAUACCUACACGAUCUGCAAAAAACAGAAGAAAAAGGUAAUUGGUGCUGAAACUAUGGAAAUACAAAGAUUGGUUGCUCUAGUAACAAACCUUAUAAGUCUGACAUUUCUUUUUCCAUCGCUAGCAGUCUUUAUUUUGUUCAGAUCCCCUGGUAAUUCCGAGACUGGUAGGAAAAUGCGGCGGAUGUUCUGGAUACACCAGCAUUUCUUGAUGUCGCUUAUCUUUGUCAGUAUAGUUACUCUGAUUAUGGACGAGUUUAUCGUCAGAGAACAUGUCAAUCAAAUACACAGACAAUCCAGCCUAAUAGAUAAUAACUCGCCACUCUGCAAGAUGAUAAUCCUUCUUCAGAAGUACUUGAGAUCCGCCACGUAUUUUUGGAUGUUUGUAGAGGGCCUGAAUAUACUGCUUCCACUGCUUCAAAGCUUCAAUACAGAAAUCAGGGCGAUCUGGCUGUCCAUGAUAGGAUGGGGAAUCCCGCUUAUUAUGGCUGCUGUAUAUGCAAGUUUAAGAAUGACAAUUGAACGCUUCAAUUUUAAGUGCUGGAUUUACAGUUUUCCCGAGAUUGAGUGGAUAAUAUUUGUCCCAAAUGUCAUCACAAUUUUAUUUAACACUGUUUUCCUGAUAGCUAUAGUUGGAAUGAUAGCCGUGAAAGAAAGGAGAAUGCAGUCAACUAGAUCCUGUGUACCAAAACCUUUACGCUGUCUUGUGUUCCUUAUUCCCUUGUUUGGAAUCCAUUAUAUCUUCGCCUGGGUUUCUUAUGCAUGGGACGCUGAUUGGCCUUUAGUUGUCUCUAGAGCAGAAGAGGGUCUUCAGGGUGUUCUUGUUUGCAUUUUGUGGGUAGCUUGCAGUAAUCAGGUUCAGAAACAUUUCAUGAAAGCUCUCCAAGGCAACUGUCCUCACUUUUUUGCGAGAUUUAGAGGACGCAAAUCCAGCACCUCUUCUAGCACGCACCUGACACAAGCUAUACACCAGGGGAAUGCCAUACCCAUUCCUUGCAAGGAUAUAAAAUCUCAGAAGAGGUCUCCGUCACACCCAACAGUGAAGAAUUGUCUUCUGUGAGCAUGCGACUCAUUGUCAUCAGUUAAGGAUCGCUAAAAUUGGGUAGAAUCUAAUUCUAACACUGAUGGAUCUCAUGCGAUAUGUAUUUGGUAUAAUCCGAUCUCAAUCUAUUUAAAUGAUGGUAAUAAGCUUUAUAAAAUUAUUAAAUAAAUUACGUUAUCAGUUGUUAGAUUUGUUAUAGUCUUUUUCAACAAAUAUUUAUGUUAUUGAUUAUGGAAUGGCUUAUACUAGUAAUUGUAAAUAGUGUACUUUGAAUGAAUAGUGCUUUGCUAGAUCUACUGAUAAGCUUCAGUAAUAGCAAGAUGUAUUUCAUGUUGUUUUUGUAGUUACGUGUACAUGCUUGUUUUACAUCCCUUAGAAUUUUUUUACUCAUACUGAGACGCCACCAACUGUAGGUGAAGCACCAAAAAAUUUCGACAUAUGCUUAGCAUUCAGGGCCGUAGCAGCGGGAGUUCCUGGACGUGUCAUUGAACGCCUACCGCGACACUGAACUUCCGUUUUUAAGGUCAGAAUUGGAAAGACCCGUGUUUCUCACUUAUAAAUGGCAAAGAUUUGUUGAAGGAACAAUUGUUUCUUAUGUUCGACACGGACAUGGCAUGAGUGGGGCUCGAACUCACGACCUUACUGUAACGAUUGAUUGAUUUGUAUAUUGCUUUAAUUAACGCCCCUUUCGAAAAUGUUUCACUCCUAUGGGGACGUUCCAUGUCACGAGUUACUAAAUAUGUAUUCAUCAGAAAACAACCUCUCAUUCCAUUAAUAUUCGAUUGCAGUACUAGAUAUUUAUUCAUACUAAAGAAUGGGAUAUAGAGAUGUAUAAAUAUCUCUUUCGCUUCGUUCUAUUCGCUUUUUAAAUAUACAUGAUUAGUUGAGAUAAAUUCUUCUUGUCGUACGGGAUGUUUGUUUGUGUUUUUUUUUUUUUUUUACGUCCAUUCGAAAAUGUUUCACUCAUAUUGAGACGUUACCAGCUGUAGGUGAAGUACCACAAGUUAAAACCCAUGUUUAGAGCAACGGGGUUUCUUGAACAUACCAACGCCUGCCGUGACAGGAAACCGUCGUCUGAAAGGUCAUAUCCAAUAGACUUGUGAUUCUCACUUCUAAAUACCGAACAUUUGACAAAGGAGUAAUCAAUGCCUAUCCUAAAAUCGUAGGUUUGAUGAGGUCAUAGCACAACCUCCUGAUUACGAAGCAGUUGCUCUACCACUGAGCUACCGCAACCGGUCAAUGAUGUGUUCACAUUGGACUUGAAUUAUUUCUAUGAUAUGUAUGUAUUGUUUUUGUUAAAAAAAUAUUGUAUUUUGUGUUCAGAUUUUGUUCUGUUCUGAAGGUCUAUCGAUGUCCAUUAUAGUAUUGAUUAACAUACAGUUAAGUUACAUAAGGUAGGGGAUUUUCAGACACUCUACAUGUUUUUCUUCUUUUGAAUGUUCAUAGAUACUAUAUACAUUUUAUUUACACCGUUUCUUUUUUCAGGGGGAUGAAACAUUACAUAUCUGAAAAUAAACAUUUCCGAUAUAUAUAUAUAUAUAUAUAUAUAUAUAUAUAUAUAUAUAUAUAUAUAUAUAUAUAUAUUGGAAAUCAGAAUGACACAUUCCAUAAAUAACAAUCAUUUACUGCUAGCGCUUUCUUCAUGUCUACUUGGUUCAUCAGGCAGUUUAAAUAUGUAUACAAAAAUUGUUUAGCAACGUCUUUGUUAUGACGUUAAGUAAACGAGUCCUUUAUGACGUCAUAAUAACGUUAACCGGUAGCGUUUGGUAAUUGUCUAUAAUUCCCAUAUAUUUUGUAAAAAUAUUAUGCUAAAUACGGAACUUUCGGGAUGUGCCGGAACGACCGAUUAGACUUGACGUUUAUACAACGCGGUCACGUGAUAGUAAGCAAUUGUAGGGCAAAGUUGACAUCGUUACAACUGGUGUUUCGCUAGCAGACGGUCCGUAAAGAGUUAUGCGCAGUCCCACAAUGACAAUUCAAUUCACUAUUGGUGCUUAGUACCUGGGUGUAAAUUAGAUGGAAGGAAAAAGGCGCAUUUAGACGCGAAUCCUUGGAUGGAAGACGUGAUGUUUUACUGAUAUCCUCAAGAUAUUCACUAUAUUUGUUUUCCUCGCCAACUCACAUAAUUUAAUCAAAUGCAUUUUCUUAUAAAUGGUUGUAGUGAUUCCUUUCUUUAAAAAAUAGCAUUUUAAUACAGUAAUUUGAUAGCAAUUGAAGAAUUCCAUGCUUGUUUACUUAGUUGUUAUUGUAAUCCGGAAGUGACAUGCCCUACAAUUACGUUUGACUCGCGAUAAAAGUCAGAGUGGAUCCGUAUCUCGAAAGUCCCGUAUUGUAGUUCUAUUGUUCAAAAAAUUAUUUUCUAUCAAGGCUUGGAUUGAAAAGUUUAAUAAAAUAGUCCUCUUUGGCUUUGUGAGUUAUUUCAUUUUCAGUCCACAUUUUAAAGAACGGGAACACUUUAAAUUUACCACCCCGCAUUCCGCAAAAUGUUCACUACAUGGGGUGUUCCGCACACUAGGAUCUUUAAUUUGUUGUUUGUGCACCAAUUGAACUACAAUAUACAUAUUUGAACUGCUUGAUGAACCAUGUAGACAUGGAGAAAGCGCUAGUAGUAAAUGAUUGGUUUUUUUAUGGAAUGUGUCAUUCUGAUUUUCAAUAUUUAUUUACAACUGUGCCGAAUCAACUUCUAAUGUAUAUAUAUAUAUAUUUUUAUAUAUAUAUAUAUAUAUAUAUAUAUAUAUAUAUAUAUAUAUACAUGUAUGUAUAUAUAUUUGUGUUUUCUGCUUACUGUUAUUGCUAAACUGUUAGUUUUAAAGUCAGAAGAUAUAUAUAUAUUUGUUUCUUUUGUAAACACGAUUGAAUCUAUUUGAUAUAUAUUUUUAUAGUCGUUUUAUUGUUAAUGUAUAUGUUUCACAAUAAAAAAGAAAGUAAAAUCAAAA
Messenger RNA from Ostrea edulis (European flat oyster), 4683 nucleotides. RefSeq names its product calcitonin gene-related peptide type 1 receptor-like. The coding region runs from base 188 to 1765 and encodes 525 amino acids. Gene Ontology annotation, molecular function: G protein-coupled peptide receptor activity. The transcript has 11 exons. The record is from RefSeq and is a predicted model, not a curated record. Gene Ontology annotation, biological process: adenylate cyclase-modulating G protein-coupled receptor signaling pathway; cell surface receptor signaling pathway. Lineage: Eukaryota; Metazoa; Mollusca; Bivalvia; Ostreida; Ostreidae. Gene Ontology annotation, cellular component: plasma membrane.